Penicillium mononematosum is the source of this 5184-nucleotide messenger RNA. RefSeq names its product putative Ras GTPase activating protein. Gene Ontology annotation, biological process: regulation of GTPase activity; regulation of actin cytoskeleton organization. NCBI's taxonomy places the organism in Eukaryota, Fungi, Ascomycota, Eurotiomycetes, Eurotiales, Aspergillaceae. Gene Ontology annotation, cellular component: cytoplasm. Gene Ontology annotation, molecular function: GTPase activator activity; protein binding. The transcript is spliced from 4 exons. The coding region runs from base 1 to 5184 and encodes 1727 amino acids. The record is from RefSeq and is a predicted model, not a curated record.
AUGUCCACGUCGAACCAAUUUCCAUCCCUCAAGCGGGCCCAGACGGACCUUCCCUCACAGUCCACCAGUCCAUUACGACACGGGUCGACAGCGUCUACGAACUCAUCUGCGUAUUCGGUCGCGUCAAGCUCGUUUGCUCCUAGUCGGACUAGCACUGUCUCUUCUCAUGGGUCGAUAUCAAACAAUUUGGGUCACUCCCGAGGGAAGAGUGAGGCAAGCAGCAUGAGCUCAGCAACGACUGUUACGGACGCGAUGGAACGAGGAAGUUGGUCAAAUGCUGGCACAGCGUACGACAAUAUUCGCCGAUCUCUACGGCCACUACAGCAAGUCCCUAAUAUUCCAUCCUCAACCGCGAAUACUGGCGGGUACCGACAUUCACGAAGCCAAACAAUCGAUGAAUCACGCCCAUGGAAGGACUAUCGACCCGCCACCCCCGAAUCGCGUCAUCUCCAUCUUAAAGAGAACCUGUCUCCGCGCCACCAAACACAAACCUACGAAUCCCAGAGCCCCCCACCGCCUAUCUCUCCUCGCCACUGGUCUAAUGUGUCCGGAACAUCGCGUCCUUCGUCUCCCCAAAAGACAGUGUCCCACAAUUCUCAUCCUCCGCAGCUUACUGCUGCACUCUCUGCACCCGAGCUUGAAACGUUGCAAAAAUCAUCCACGGGUCAUCUCAGAACUCUAUCAAAGUUUGCACAGUCCGGCGAAAACGAAUUUGGCGCAGCUGCAGCCUCUGUGGUGGGGUUGCAAGGCCGACGACGCCUUAAGCGAGCGGACUCGGUAGCAGGAAGGAAUGGCGCAGUAUCUCCCGAAAAGCCGAAGGCUUCCUCAUGGGCAGCCGGGAAUUGGAUGGACCAACAGCGACAAUUCAUCCAAGCAUACGAGUAUUUGUGCCAUAUCGGAGAAGCCAAACAGUGGAUUGAAGACGUGAUUCAAAAGCAAAUCCCGCCAAUCGUUCAGUUGGAGGAAGCACUGCGAGACGGUGUCACUUUGGCGGAGGUGGUGCAAGCAAUGUAUACGGGCAAAACCCUUCGUAUUUUCCGACACCCCAAGUUACAAUAUCGCCAUUCAGAUAACAUCGCCUUGUUUUUCCGAUUCCUUGAUGAGGUUGAGUUGCCAGAGUUGUUUCGAUUUGAACUCAUCGACUUGUAUGAAAAGAAAAACAUCCCCAAGGUCAUACAUUGCAUUCACGCGUUGUCAUGGUUGCUCUUCAAAAAUGGCAUGCUGGACUUCCGCAUGGGCAACUUAGUUGGUCAGCUUGAGUUUGAACACCACGAACUUGAGAAAACCCAAAAGGGACUGGACAAGGCCGGUGUGAGCAUGCCUAGCUUUGCAGGUAUGGCUGCAAACUUUGGCGCGGAGCCUGAACCUGAGCCCGUUGAAUCGGAGGAGGAUCGUAUUGAUCGAGAAAUGCACGAAAAUGAAGCCUCAAUCACCGAUUUCCAGGCUCAGGUCAGAGGAGCCAUGACGCGCCUACGACUUGGCAAUAUCAUGAAUGAUCUGUGGGAUUUUGAACCCCUCCUCAUUGAUCUACAGUCACGUCUGCUUGGGCUGCAGGCCAUUAGCCGAGGCUUCAUUGUACGCCGCAGUCAGCACAGCGACAAGCAAUGGCGAAAAUCCCAGGAAGCAGAUGUUUUGCAAUUCCAGAGUCUGAUCCGUGGGUCCAGGGCUCGCGCCCAGGCUAAUCACCUCCAAACUUGUGCACGACGAGAGGAGUCCGGCAUCAAGCAGAUCCAGGCCGCGAUAAGAGGUGCAUUGCAACGCACGAAUGUUGGGGACCAAUAUGAGCAGUCUCGAUAUGCUGAAGAUGAUGUAAAAUUACUUCAAGCAUUCAUCCGCGGUACCUUGCAACGGAAGAAGAUGGAUGCUCAUUCUCAAGACCUGAGACAAGCUGGCAGUUCCGUAAAGUCCCUCCAAGCAGCCAUCCGUGGUACCUUGCAACGAAGAGAGAUGAAUGCUCAGUCUCAAGAGGUGAAGCAGGUUGGCAGUUCUGUCAGGUCGCUUCAAGCAGCCAUCCGUGGUACGUUACAACGACGACGGAUGAAUGCUCACUCUCACGAGGUGAAACUGAUAGAAACACCUGUCAAGUCGCUGCAGGCGGUCAUUCGAGGAUCGAUUGCCCGCCAAAACUUGUCUCAGAUGAAGGUUCUGCUCGACAACGAAGCAUCCAAAAUUGUCUGUAUUCAAUCAACUGUUAGGGCUCUGAUUGCCAGAGAACGCCAAACUUUGCUUCUCCAGGCACUAGAAGAAACCGAAAAUGAGUGUGCUGCACUGCAAGCUAUCGCGCGGGCCGCUGCCGUAAGGAAAAACACAUCAGGCAUUCGCGCCGAGCUUGCGGAACAUUUGUUGCCAGUAAUCGACCUGCAGGCAAUACUCAGGGGACAGGCUUUGAGAGAAUCAUUGGAUGUCCAGAGGACUGCAUUGCUCCAGCAAGAACCUUCCAUUUUGGAACUACAAUCCCGAUCCCGUGGCGUCAUUCACAGACAAUAUCUACUUGCAGAGCGACAUGAACUGGACCAACAGGAACAUGCCAUUGUUGAUCUGCAGGCCCUUGCCCGUGCUGCUAUCUCACGAAUAGAGGUGGGCGACAUAUUGUCUCGCCUUGAGGAGAAUGAGGAAGAAAUUGUUCAACUCCAAUCUUUAGUUCGGGCAAUGCUCGCGCGAGUUGAAGUUGGCGAGAUCCUGACUGAUCUUGAGGCAGAGGAGGACUUCAUCACGGACUUCCAAGCACGCAUCAGAGGACUCAUUAUCUGCAACCGCUUUGAGGAAAGACGUCAACAUUAUAAUGAAAACAUGGAGAAGGUCAUCAAGGCCCAGAUCAAGGGCUUCGUGCAUCUUCUCAACGACAGCGAUUUCGACUUUGACGAAGAGAUUGAGUUCGAGCGCCUGCGAAAGGUGGUUGUUCAACAAGUGCGGCAGAACGAGCUUGCUGAACAAUACAUCAGUCAACUUGAUAUUAAGAUUGCCCUCCUUGUCAAGAAUAAGAUCACUUUGGAUGAAGUCGUCAAGCAUCAAAAGCACUUCGGUGGUCACAUCGGCAACUUGCUAUCCAACACCGAGAUUUCUUCCAAGGAUCCCUACGAUCUCAAGGCCCUUAACAAGACCUCAAGGAGAAAGUUGGACCAGUACCAGGUGUUUUUCUUCCUCCUUCAAACCCAAUCACAGUACCUGGCUCGCUUGUUCCGGCGAUUGCGCGAGAUUAACACCUCGGACAAGGAAUAUGAGCGGAUCCGGCACUUGAUGAUGGGUCUCUUCGGAUACUCCCAGAAACGACGCGAGGAAUAUUAUCUCAUUAAGCUCCUGGCACGAUCCGCCAAGGAGGACAUUGAAAGCUUCACAUCUCUUCCUGAAUAUUUGCGCUGCACCUCUUUCUGGAACAAGCUUUUCGCCUCAUAUGCCAAGUCGUCACGCGACCGGAAGUUUAUGCGCGACGUCCUGGGACCUGUCGUAAAAGAGUCUGUUAUCGAAAACCCAGACCUUGAUUUGGAGAGUGAUCCGAUUCAAAUAUACCGUUCCGCGAUCAACAACGAAGAGCUCCAAACUGGCCAACGGAGCCGCCGACAACCGGAUCUUCCCCGCGAAGAAGCGAUCAGAGACCCCGAAACCAGAGAGACAUUCAUUCAACAUUUGCAAGAUCUUCGUGACAUUGUUGACCAAUUAUUCUUGGGCCUUGAAGACUUCCUGUACCGUAUGCCAUUCGGUAUCAGAUAUCUCGCACAGCAGAUGUAUCAAAAUCUACUCGAGAGGUUCCCUGGCGAGGACCCAGGAUCCGUUCUUCAGACGGUUGGCCACUGGGUAUGGAAAAGUUACUUCCAGCCUGCUGUGCUGGAGCCAGAGAAGUACGGCGUGAUCGAUCGGGGCCUCACCCAAGAACAAAAGCGGAACCUUGGAGAAAUAUCCAAGGUUGUCGCGCAGAUUGCAUCUGGGAGACUCUUUGGGGCAGAGAAUGUCUAUCUCCAACCGCUCAACAACUACAUUGGAGAGUCAAUCCAGCGCCUAGGACGUCUCUGGGGUCAGAUGAUCUCAGUCCAGGAUGCAGAGUCUUAUUUCGACAUUGAUGAAUUCAACGAUCUCUAUGCCAAGGCCAAACCUACUCUGUACAUUAAGAUGUCUGACAUCUUCUCGAUUCACCAGCUUGUGGCGUCUGAAAUUAACUAUAUGUGCCCCCAUCCUGAUGACUUCCUCAAGGAACUUGUGCGAGAACUCGGCAAUGUCAAGAGUAACGAGAACGAAUUGAUGGGCGUCAGCUCUACCGAGAUCAAUCUCACAUUGAACCCCAAGUUGGCCCAGGUUGAAGAUCCCGAAGCAGACGUGAAGGCGCUCUUCAUGGAGACUAAACGCUGCAUCCUCUACAUUAUCCGAGUCCAAACAGGUUCCAACCUAAUGGAUAUCAUGCUCAAGACACCGACAGAGGAGGACGAGGAGCGGUGGCACAAUUUGGUUCAGGAAGAACUGAGCACCAGCAGCCCUCGCCGAGGCGCCUAUUCUGAAGCCAAUAGCCUAAUUGACAUUAGCUCUAUGAGCUAUUCCGAGCUCAAGGGCAUUGCACUUGAAAACAUCCUUCGGCUUGAACAGAACGGCAAGAUCAAUCGUCACAACCAUUAUCAGGAUUUGUUGAACGCCAUCGCCAUCGAUAUCCGCACCAAGCACCGUCGGAGAAUUCAGCGAGAGCGCGAACUGGAGGGUGCUCGGCUGACCUCUCAGAGGCUCAGCGGCCAAGCCGUCUACCUAGACCAGCAACUCAAGACAUACAACGACUACAUUGAACAGGCCAUGAUCACGUUACAGAACAAGAAGGGAAAGAAGCGAUUCCUGAUGCCGUUCACCAAACAAUGGGAUCAUCAACGAGAGUUGCAAAAAUCCGGCAAGAUAUUCAAAUUCGGAUCCUACAAAUACUCCGCGCGCACUCUGGCGGACCGAGGUGUUCUGGUUGCCUGGAAGGGCUACUCUGAGCGGCAGUGGGAUCGGGUCGACUUGACCAUCUCCAGUAACGAAGUUGGUGUAUUCACCAUCGACGGGAGCAGCGGUGUCAUGAUGAUUCCCGGCGCCAACGCACAGGUACCGCUGGAUGACUUGCUGCAGGCUCAGUUCAACAACACGCAAUUCAUGGACUUCUUUGAUGGUCAGAUGCGAGUCAAUGUCAACCUUUUCUUGCAUUUGAUCAUGAAGAAGUUCUAUAACGAGUGA